Paramecium pentaurelia is the source of this 1023-nucleotide messenger RNA. NCBI's taxonomy places the organism in Eukaryota, Ciliophora, Oligohymenophorea, Peniculida, Parameciidae. The record is from the annotation of a GenBank genome assembly.
AUGAAUUAGCAAAGUUUCGUAUAAGUUACUCAGGAAUAUGAUUAAGUGAAAAAAAGAGUCAAUUCUUUGAAAUUUUAAUUAAGAGAUAUUGAUUAAAAGAAUUUUCUAUUAUAGACAAAAUUAAAGGAUCUGAGAUAGAUUUCUCCUAAAUUCUAAAAAUCGCCAAUUACAUAAUUAUAAGAAUAACUUGGAUUAGACAGAAAAUAAAUAAUCGAGCAUUUCAAGCCAAUUGUAGAGAAAGAAGGAAUUUAUCUAAGAAAUGAAAGGUUAAAAACAGAAACCUAAUUAUAAUAAUCUAAAAUGUGGGAAAUCUAACAGAAAAAAAUGAGAGUAAAAUUGAUAGAAGAAUUCAAUUCAGAAGUAACCAAAAGAAGGGCUUAAUAUUAAGAAAAAAAAAUAAAAGAAGUUAGGUAAAGAUAAUUAUAAGAAAUGGAAAUGAAUAGAGUAAUUCUUAAUAAAAAGCUGAUUGAAAUAAGUAAAUUAAAAAAAUAAGAAAAAGAAUUAAUAGAAGAAAUACAAAGGUAUAAAUUAAUUUAUUAACUAAGUGCUAAAACCAAAGAAUAACAACUAUGCAAUAAAUUUUGUAAUGCUUUGGUUUCAAAUGAUAAUAGUGUCAUUCUACCAUCAAUAUAAAAAUCGAAUAGUAAAUUUAGUCAGAAUUCAGCCUCAAAAUAGUAAAGAAAAGGUUACUCACCUAUCUUGAAAUCAAGCAAGGUUAUAGAAAGACCAUAAAGAAGUGAAACAAGAAAUGAAAAUUCAAUAAUAGAAUAUGAAGAAAAUAGAAAAUUAUAAUUAGAAUCAAGAAAAAAAUCACAAUCUAUAGAUUAAUUAAAUAUUGCUUGUUAAACUAGUUUUCUCAUUACAGAUCAAAAUAUAGAAAGCAUUCAAUAUUCUUAUAAUUAUGAUUCUUAUAUGAGUAAUUAAAAGGAUAAAACGAUGGAGAAGUCAAUUACAAAUAUAACAUCAGAAGAAACCAAAGAUUAGCAUGAAAAAAAUAGAUAAGUAAAUAAAAAAAUUUAAUGA